GACCAAAGUUCCAAACCAAAAAACCCAAUCGAGCGCCAAAAUUUCGCCGCGCGUUUCAAAACUUCAAAUUUCGCUGAAAAAAGUACGUUAAAACACUCAAACGAAAAUAUUAGAUUAGAUGUUUGAAAAUUGAAACCUAAAAUCUCAAAUCCCCCCUCUCUGUCUCUCUCUUUCUAAAUUUCGGAUUGCCAGUCCUCCAUAGCUGAAUCGAAUACAGGGAACCGAUUGCUGUGUUCGAAUCCUUGCAAAUCUCAGGUACUUCACUUUGAUUCAGAACUUCCAGUUCUUUCCACGCAGAAAAAACCCCCUUCAUUUUUCACUUCAAUUUCUACAUUUACACAUUCCCGCACCAAAAUCUGCGAACCCAAUUGAGCUGUAGUAUCAGAAUAGCUGAAAUUAGGGUUUCGCAGAAUUGGGAUUUAUAGGAAAGCUUCGAUUUUUGCUUUAGAAACAUUGAAAUCUCUAUGCCCAAUUGAGUUCAAACCCUAUAAACUCAUGGUGAGAGAGACGACUGUGGAGGCCUUCUACCGGAGGCUCCGUGAGUCCGCAACGGCGUCGUCUCAAUCUCCUCUUCUGAUAUUCCCAUCGACUUCAGAUGCGGACUCACUCUGUGCCCUCAAAAUCAUCUUCCACGUCCUGGAGUCCGAUUCGAUCCGAUACGCGUGCUAUCCGGUCUCGUCGUUUCAGGAGAUUCACAAGUAUGCAGGCCCGGAUCUGUGUUCUUCGUCCGAAAACCCGGUUUCAAUACUUUUGAUCAAUUGGGGCUGCCACCGGGACCUGAAGAAGCUGCUCAAUUUGUCUCCCAAGGCUCGUGUUUUCGUGGUUGACAGCCAUCGUCCGAUUCAUUUGCAUAAUCUGAGCGACCAGAAUGAUCGUGUGGUUGUGCUUUAUACUUUGGAUGAUGAGAGGCAGGCUGAUUUGGCGUAUGACAUUGAGGAUGUGUCGGCUUUGGCAAAUGCGAGUGAUUUGAAUAGUGAUGAUGAAUUUGACCCCGAAUCGGAUAGCGACAGUGACGGUGAUGACAGCCAGAGUGAGGAGGAAGAAGGAAAUGGAGACAGGUCGAGAAAGCGAAGAAGGGUGGAUCGGGAGAACGACCCAGUUAAGCUCUUUCGGGACCUGAAGAGGAAAUAUUAUCAUUUGGGUACUUUUCAUGGUAAGCCUUCAGGGUGUUUGAUGUAUGAUUUGUCACAUUCUUUGAGGAAGAACACAAAUGAGUUGCUUUGGUUGGCUUGCGUUUCGUUAACGGAUCAGUUUUUGCACGAGAGGUUAACGGAUGAGAGGUACCAAGCUGCGGUGAUGGAGCUUGAGCAGUACAUUAACUGUUCCGGGAAUUUGGAGGCAGUGACUAAUGUGACUCUCAAAGAUGGCACGAAGAUUCGCGUGCCCCAGGCGUCUAGAAUUACAUACGAAGAUGAGCCUAGGCUAAUGUUGUUGCAGGAGUGGAAUUUAUUCGAUUCUAUGCUUUGUUCUUCGUACAUUGCUACUAAAUUGAAGACGUGGAGUGACAAUGGGAUGAAGAAGCUCAAGCUUCUUCUUGCAAGGAUGGGAUUUUCGCUUGUGGAUUGCCAGCAGAAAUACAGGUACAUGGAUACAGAAGUGAAACAGCUGAUGAAAGAGGAGUUUGAACGGUUUUUACCCGAAUAUGGACUCACUGAUUUCUACUACAGAAGCUUUCUGCGGCUCCAUGGUUACAGAUCAAGGGUAUCUGCAGCAGAUGUGGUUUAUGGAGUUACAGCGCUGCUUGAAUCGUAUGUGACAUCAGAUGGUUCUUGUGCUUCCAAGGAGUUUGGGAUGGCUUAUGAUGCAUUGUCAAUGAACAAUCUCGAUAAGUUGAAAGGAGGAAUGCAACAAGCAAUAAAGAUCCAGCGAGCAAUUCUAAGGCAAGGAAGCAUGGCAAUAACCAAGAGAGGCUGCAUAAGAAGUGGAAGUAAAUUUCGGUGGGUGAAACUUGAAGACUCGUUGGAUGCAAAAUUGCUGGGGUACCCUCAGGCAUUGACGAAAUUCUGCUAUUUUCUGAUGGACGGUCUGAGAGAGAAGGGAGCUCAAAUGAAGCCUCUGGUUUGUGCAUGCUUGGCACAAGAGCCUAAAAAGGUGUUGAUAGUUGGGGUUUGUGGGAAGCCUAGACUUGGAGCGGUUCAAGGAAACGCAUUUGGAAUCGCGUUCAGAAACGCAGCUCAGGAGAUUGGCGCAGAGUUCUUCCAUGAGUUGUUUGAGUCCUCGUGGAUUGUUCUGGAGGCGGCUAAGAUGAAUAGCUUCAUGGUGAGGCUGACAGAAGCUGUGAUGUAGAACUUUGCAAGGAAAACGCCUAACUCAACACACUUUUAGCUACUUUUUCAGUCUUUGAGCAAAAAUUUGGGUCAUGUUUUAGAUGACUGAUAUUUCGUAUGCUUUUAGUUCAUCUGUACCAAGAGGUAUGUAAUUGUCUUUUUCUCGUUUUUUCUUCGUUUUUCUUGAAUAAAUCUUCUUAUUUACUGCUGUUGUAACAUGUUCUUUCUUUCAUAUAUAAACUGAGAUUUUUUUCUGGUUAGUAAUCAA
Molecule: messenger RNA, 2535 nt
Organism: Pyrus x bretschneideri (Chinese white pear)
Lineage: Eukaryota; Viridiplantae; Streptophyta; Magnoliopsida; Rosales; Rosaceae
Product: cell division control protein 45 homolog
Exons: 1
Coding region: 496-2286 (596 amino acids)
Biological process (GO): mitotic DNA replication preinitiation complex assembly; double-strand break repair via break-induced replication; DNA replication initiation
Cellular component (GO): DNA replication preinitiation complex
Molecular function (GO): single-stranded DNA binding; chromatin binding; DNA replication origin binding
Source: RefSeq, a predicted model, not a curated record